Molecule: messenger RNA, 792 nt
Organism: Amphimedon queenslandica
Lineage: Eukaryota; Metazoa; Porifera; Demospongiae; Haplosclerida; Niphatidae
Exons: 5
Coding region: 187-744 (185 amino acids)
Source: RefSeq, a predicted model, not a curated record
AGCAUAAUGUAUAGCUUUAGUACUAUAAGUUAUUUAAGUAAUAAGUGCUAUUGAAAACAUUGUUUUCAGUCAAGUCAUAAAGUAAUUUAUUGUGUGUUAUUCAACUAAAAGUCAGCAGCAUAUUCAAAACAUGAGACAAUGCAUAAAAUAAACACAAGCAAUAACAUUCAAUAACAAUAUAACAAUAUGAGGGGAUAUAUAGGCACUAUCACUGUAACACAUACAUCACUAGCAACAAGAAGAAUGAUGAACAUCCUAUUGAUAAUCCUAUCAGUUGUACUAGUAGUAUCUACAUUGACUGGAUCUACUAACAAUUACUACAAUGAACCUGUUGGUAAUAAAGGAUUGACAGAUUGUUCUAUUACUAAUGAUUAUGUUACAAUAACUAAUGUAUCAUCAAAUAUAUUUGGGCAAACAAUGAAACCAGGACAUAAAGUUUACUUCAAAGGAAUCAUAACUUUAAAAAAGGAAUUCAAAUGGGGCAUUAUGAAUGCCAAAAUAACACAUCAGUUUAAAAAUUAUGUUAAUCUCACUUUUGAAGAUUCAAACUAUAAUCUCUGUGACAUUAGCGUCUCUGUAACUGGCAAGUAUUGUCCGUUGAAACCUGGAUUAUACCAUGGAAUAUAUAAAGACACAAUUCCUUCAGUUCUGUGGCCAGGCAAGUAUAUUUUCAAAAUUAUUGGCUAUAAUGAAGAUAAUGUUGAACUAUUCUGUGCAAUGACAGAAGUUAAUGCUGAGAAAUGAGUAACUCCUAAUUAUUCAACAUAAAUUUUGUGACUAAAAAUAUGAAUU